Prorocentrum cordatum is the source of this 514-nucleotide messenger RNA. The record is from the annotation of a GenBank genome assembly. NCBI's taxonomy places the organism in Eukaryota, Dinophyceae, Prorocentrales, Prorocentraceae.
AGGGCGGCCCGGGCGCAGCAGAGGCUGCUGGGCGGGCGGGCGAGCGGCCCCAGGCCCAGCCGCCCGCCGCCGCGCCCGAGCCUGCGGAGUUGGAGCUGCCCGCCGGGCCCGCCUGCCAGCGCGAGGGGUGCAUAUUCGCGGUCCAUUCCCUCGACAAGUUCGACGGGCACUGCUGCGGCGGGUGCGUGGCCGGCAACGGCCACGGCGGCUUCUGCGAGUCGAAGCUGGCGCCCGAGCGCGCGGCGAGGGUCGUGGCCUCGCAGGACGAGGCGAACCUCGUGGGCUGUGCCCGCCCCGGCUGCUUCUUCGCGGCCCACCGGUCCCAGGACAUCGGCGGCUACUGCUGCGGGGUCUGCCAGAAGCAGGGCAGGGGCCACGGCCGGUUCUGCGAGAUGCUCCUCGUGCGCGAGCGCGCGGCCAGCGCGCUGGAGAGGAUCUGCCCGCCCGCUGGCGCACUCGGGCAGCAGCUUGGCCCGCCGCAAGGCGCCGCGACGUUGAAGCCGCCGCAGAAGGC